GUCCCUAAAAAAUUCACCACCACAGUCACAAACCCAUUUGCGAUCUUCACCGCAGGAACUCGAAGCUUUUCGGGGUAACAAUCAAUGGAGUUCUCCGACCACCAGCCAUCAUCUUCCCACCACCCUCCUCCUCCUUCUUCUUCCUUUCUCAAAGACAUUUCGAACUUCAAGACCCCGAGCCGGCCCCCGCGCAACCCGGGUUUCCAAUCCCCGAACCCGCAAUUCUUCACCGCCUCCAAGCAGACCCCUCUCCCUCUCUCCCUCUCCACCGCCCGCCGCGCUGCCGCGGGCGGCCGCCCCUCGCGCUCGAGGCGGAAACAAUCCGCCUCGUCGGCCGCGGCGAGCCGCAGGCUCAAGGCGUUCGAGCUUGAGCAGUCGCGGUCGUCGCGCAAGGCCCAGUUGAGGAAGGAGCAGAAUCUAAGGGCGCUGGCGAAGUCCCUCACUGCUUGGCUCGAUUUCUUGUUCCGGAACCCCAGGUCGUGCGGGUGCGAUUUGUCGGUGGGCUUGGAUGGGCGUGGCGAUGAGGGGAAUGCGGUGACGGGGAAGAGGGGGAGCUGGCCAAAGGUCGGGGUAGGGUUCGAUCCUGCAGUGCCGAGCCCGAAGAGGAUGAGGGACUUGCGGUGGCGGAAUGAGGAGGAUGGCGGUGGGAUCUCGGAGGGGUUCUCGAAUUUGAAGUUCGAUAGAUUGAGGGAUUCGUUGGAGCACGUUUGCAGUUUCGAUGAUCUGAAGGAGAGGAUGCUGGUUUAUUUAAACUUGGCUUGUUGCAAAGAGAUUUUUAAAGUAAUGACCCAAGUCACUAAGAACAUUGAUGAUGGAAGACUUAAAAUGAAGGCUCAUUGCCCUAUAGUUACAGAUUUUGGCAUGAAGGAGAAGGUCAUUAGAAUUCUCUUAUGCUAUAACCCGCUCUGGCUUAGGAUAGGGUUAUUCAUUAUUCUUGGGGGCGAUUCAUUGUUGCCUAAUGAAGAUGCUGAGUCUGAUCAAGAUGCUGCAUUCUUGAAACUGGUCAUCGAAAGGCAGUUCCUCUCACAUGGGGGUUUAGCCAAAGCAUAUGCUUAUAAUAAGAAGGUUGAAGGCUUAUACAGACCAGGUUAUUAUGAAUCUCUGGGGAAUGUCAUACUCAAAAGGUUUCUGCUUCUUGUUCUUAUAUUGGAUAGAGCUAAAUCCCAAAGCAGUCUUCCUCUCAAGUAUGGUAUUGAUGGAUUGGACGGAGGUUCUCCCUUAUUAUUUUCUCUUCAAUCUAGUAUCAAAUCAAGCCGUCAGGUGGUUAAUGAUUUCUUGUCAUCUGAUGUGAUGCAUGGAGAAGGUAAUCUUCUUGCACAUCUAGUGAUUGUAGGAUUCAAAGUAUCUUAUCAGCAGUGCCCCCUGAUUGAGUACGACUUCAGAUUAACUGAUGUGUUGGAGGAUCUCCAUGAUGGGGUGCGACUCUGUCGGGCUAUCCAGCUUUUAAAGCAAGACUCAUCAAUUCUAUUGAAACUGGUAGUUCCCACAGACACUCUGAAGAAAAAUGUAGCAAACUGUGGCAUUGCAUUGCAAUAUCUUAAGCAGUCUGGUGUGCCGCUAAAGGAUGAAGAUGGAAUGACAAUAGAAGCAGAUGAUGUUGCCUGUGGAGAUAAGGAACUUACCCUUUCUUUGCUCUGGAACAUGUUUCUUCACUUGCAGCUACCUCUUCUUAUUGAUAAAGAGGUUCUAGCGGAGGAGGUCUCCCGAGUUCGUGGAGUCUCUGUGGACAAAAUGAUCACCUAUGACUGCACUUUGCUGGACAUCAUCUUAAACUGGAUUCAGGCAAUUUGUGACAGUUAUGGUCUCAAGAUUGACAAUCUCAAUUCCUUGAUUGACGGAAAAGCCAUAUGGUGCUUGCUUGACUAUUACUUUCGCAAGGAACUUCAUCGCUCUUGUCCUUUAAAGGAUAACAAUGGAGCAAGAGGUGAAGAAUCAAUCAUGGCUGCUGCUGAUUAUACAGAUGCAGUGCACAAUUUCAUUUUAUCACAGAAAUUGACAGGUUUACUUGGAGAUUUUCCUGAGAUUCUGCAGAUAAGUGAUGUACUGGAGCAUCACGGCGCGCGUAAUAGUCGCAGUGUCGUUAUUUUGUUGGUGUUCCUUGCAUGUCAUUUGGUUAUGAAGAAGAAUAUGGAUCAUUUGAAUUUUCAUAAGCUCUUAAGUUGCACAUGUCAUGUGGAGAGAAGACACUCAAGCCAUCAACGGAGUUUUGUCAAUUCUAAUUUAGCAAAGGAAGAUGCAGAUGGGCUGAGCAAUGCAGCAUUAGAAGCAGCAAAGAGGUUCAAGGCCAUCCAGGCUUGGUGGCAAAGUAUGGCUGAGAAGGACUUCAAAAGCAUUUCAAAUCCACAAAAUUCUGCUCUUGAUGUCUUCCCAAUCAGCAAAUCAGAAAAUGAACCUAAAAGAGAUGAUGCCGCCUGUCUUAUCCAGUCCCACUACAGAGGAAUGAUAGAACGUCGCAAGUUUUUGAAGAUUAUGGAUGCAGUUUCUUUGCUGCAGAGUGCUACUCGGGCUUGGUUAGUUGUCAGGCAGAAAAUGCUGCUCACCAGAAGUUUUGUCAUUGAGGUGGAUGAAUUUCUAUGCGGUAGAGGGAAGAGUUCAGAAACAUAUGGGAGAUACUUGUUACUUAUUUUUACCAGGCAUAACUUAGUCAAGAUGAGAAGGUCGGUAUUGUUUAUCCAGCGAGCAGCAAGGAAAUGGAUCUCUCAGCGCAAAGAAAUGAGUUCAACAAUUAUUCGAACAAAUGCUGCAACUCAAAUUCAGCUUGCUUGGCGGAACGUUUGUCUCCGGAAUUCUCUCAAUAACAAGCACUGCGCUGCUAUAAAGAUCCAGUCUCAUGUUCGUGGUUGGUUCUUAAGAAGGGAGUACUUGAAUCAGAAACAAGCAGCACUUACAAUCGAUCGUAAUUUUCAACGCCUUAGAUGCUGGAGGUUGAAACAACGUGCGGAAGUCUCAAUUAAGUCAGCCAUCGUAAUCCAAUGUUAUGCUCGUAGAUGGAUUUGCCAAAGAUGGUACUCUAGAUGUCACCAGCUUAUUGUUCAAAUCCAGAGCCGAUGCCGUGGUUGGUUGAUAAGAAGAGACUUUUUAGCUCGGAGAGAGGCUGCUAUUAUAAUCCAGAGUUCUGCACGCCGUCUUAUAUGCUGGAAGGGUCUUUGUAACUGCAGAUAUGCUGCUAUAGACAUUCAAAGCUUUGUAAGGGGACAAAUGACACGGAAGAGGCUUAUAGGGCCUUUAAACUCUAGGACUGUCAACUUUAGCUCCACUUUAGAGACCACAAGUGGCUAUUCUCAGAAUUCCAAAAUCAAGAUUCCACUUUCCUCCAUUAUAAGACUGCAAAGAUGGUGGAGAAGUGUUCUCUUGCAAAGAUUGAGAAGUAAAUCAGCGACUGUCAUUCAGUCCUAUGCUCGGGGGUGGAUUGCAAAGCGGAAAGCCGCAAGAGAGUGGGAUCUUGUUGUUCUAAUCCAGUCAUACUGGAAAGGUCACCUUACACGAAAAGAGUCAAGGGCCCAGGUUGUGGACUUGCGCCUGAGAGUGCAGAAGGCAGCUGAAAAUGUGGAUGACAACAUGCGGAUCAUAAACAGACUUAAAGCAGCACUUUCUGAAUUGCUGAAUGUAAGAAGUGUCAGCAGCAUUCUGCAAACUUGUGCCACUUUAGACAUGGCAACUCGACAUUCUCAGAAGUGUUGUGAGAAACUUGUGGAGGCAGGAGCAAUUGACAAAUUGUUGAAACUCAUUCGCUCGAUGACCCGAAGUAUUCCUGACCAGGAGGUUCUAAAACAUGCUUUGUCUACACUCAGGAACCUUGCCCGCUACACAGAAUUGCUUGACGUGUUAAUUGGCAGUCAUGGAUCUAUCGAAACCAUUUUCUUUGAGAUGCUAAGGAACAAGGAGGAUGGAUUCUUUAUUGCUUCCGAGCUGCUGAAAAAGAUGUGUACUAGGGACAAGGGUGUGGAAGCUCUGCAUAAGUCACCUUCUUUGCUCAAGAGGCUUAAUGGUUUGGUUGAAGAACUUACAAGGAGAGUCCACACCGACAAAAGAUUUGGACGGGUCGUCGCUGCGAAAGAGAACACUGAAAGGAGGUUGAAAGAGGCAGCCGACCUUCUGAAGCUGAUGACUUGCUAGAUCCAGGGACAGGAUUCAUUGGUGUGAAUGGCUGUGCUUGCCGAUCUCAGUCAAAGUUGGAGGCAUAGGUGUGGUUCCGAUUGUUGCUCGUGAACUGCAACUGCAAUCUGCAAUUGCCUUUCGGCUUUGUUUGUCGCUUAUCAAUUCACUUCCUUGAAAAUGGCAUGACAUGAAAUUUACUUUUCCAAA
Syzygium oleosum is the source of this 4305-nucleotide messenger RNA. RefSeq lists its product as uncharacterized. NCBI's taxonomy places the organism in Eukaryota, Viridiplantae, Streptophyta, Magnoliopsida, Myrtales, Myrtaceae. The record is from RefSeq and is a predicted model, not a curated record. Gene Ontology annotation, cellular component: spindle pole. Gene Ontology annotation, molecular function: protein binding. The coding region runs from base 85 to 4116 and encodes 1343 amino acids. The transcript has 22 exons. Gene Ontology annotation, biological process: establishment of meiotic spindle localization; spindle organization; mitotic cell cycle.